Molecule: messenger RNA, 345 nt
Organism: Peniophora sp. CBMAI 1063
Lineage: Eukaryota; Fungi; Basidiomycota; Agaricomycetes; Russulales; Peniophoraceae
Source: the annotation of a GenBank genome assembly
AUGCAGCCUACGAACUACCCCGCUGAUAUGACACGCGCCGUCUACCACUCCGGCCCUUCGCCCACACCCGACACGACUUACCACUGCACCGCGGUACAGUGCGUCGCCGGCAAGACAUUCUUUAACUUGCAGGCCCUCGAUGGUAUUCUCGCCACUGUCGAACAUGCCUCUGGCUGCAUGCUCGUGAAGGGCGGGGUGUACCGUUGUACACGUCGGUCUGGCACAUACAUCACGCUCAAAGCCGAGCACGAUACCCCCAACGCGGCGCCGAUGACAUCUAAGCUCGACCAGGUUCUCGCGUUGUGCGCUGAGCUCGGGUAUAUUGAGGCCUACUCUGGCAACUAA